Epithele typhae is the source of this 1236-nucleotide messenger RNA. RefSeq names its product amidohydrolase-domain-containing protein. Bases 1 to 1236 code for a protein of 411 amino acids. The transcript is spliced from 4 exons. The record is from RefSeq and is a predicted model, not a curated record. Lineage: Eukaryota; Fungi; Basidiomycota; Agaricomycetes; Polyporales; Epitheliaceae. Gene Ontology annotation, molecular function: hydrolase activity.
AUGGAGAUCAACAACGAUGUCUGGGAGCUCUCGCGGGUGGUCUUCAACUACCCUUCGAUCGACAACCACGCCCACGCGCUCUUGCGCAGCGAGUUCCGCGAUGCCUUCCAGUUUGAAGGCCUCAUUACUGAGUCCCAGAGCACCCGCGGUCUUACAGAAGACGCCCCCACUACCCUCGCGUGUUAUCGCGCCACCGCGCAGCUUGCGAAGCUCUACGGACUGAGCCCCAACUCGGACUGGGAGUCGAUAAAGUCGUUCCGGCGAGCAGCACAAUACGAAAAUCUCUGCAGGUCAUGCUUAGAGCCGACACGCAUCCAGUGCAUCCUCAUCGACGACGGCCUCGGCGGGGGCGACCGCGACAAGCUGAACGACUACAGCUGGCACGACCAGUUCACUGGCGCUCCGACGAAACGUAUAGUGCGAAUAGAAACCAUCGCAGAGGAACUCCUCAUGAAAGCCAUGGACGAGCAGAUCAUGGCCAACAACGUCGUCCCUGGCGAGCUCUGGACAUCCUUCGAGGCCCGCUUCACCGGCGCGCUCUCCGCGCUCGGCCAGGACCCUGCCGUCGCCGGCUUCAAGUCGAUCGUCUGCUACCGCACCGGCCUCGCCGUCGCCGUGCCCCCCGACAAGUCCCAGGUGGAACGCGUGAUCAUGACGAUGAUCCUCGUAUACGCCGCCCGGCGCACGCUCCGGCUCGCGGACAAGUUCGUGAACGACUACGCGGUCAACGUCGCGAUGCGCGUCGCCGGCGAGUGCGACAAGCCCGUCCAGUUCCACACCGGGCUCGGCGACAGCGACAUCACGCUCGCGCUCGCGUCCCCCGCGCUCCUCCAGCCGCUUGUCAAGGCGUACCCGGGCACGAAGGUCGUCCUCCUCCACGCCGCGUACCCGUUCACGCGCGAGGCCGGCUACCUCACGUCCGUGUACGACAACGUGUUCUUGGACUUUGGCGAGAUCUUCCCCUUCGUGAGCGCCGACGGCCAGCGCGACACGCUCAAGCAGGUCCUCGAGCUCGCGCCGACGAACAAGAUCUUGUGGUCGACUGACGGCCACUUCUGGCCCGAAUCGUACUACCUGGGCUCUGUGCAGGCCCGCCAAUGUCUCUUCGAGGUCCUCGAGGGUUCGCUCCGGCGCUUCGAGCUCACCCUCCCUCAAGCCGUUGGGAUCGCCAGGCGUGCGUUGUUUGAGAACGCGAACAGGAUAUACAACCUGGGACUCGAGCCCCGGGUGGCCUGA